AUGCAACGAGAUUGGGGACACGACGAUGGGAAUAAACAACCCAUCUCCGACGAUGACUUGAGUUCAGAAAAGGCCGAUCCUGGGGAAAUAGACCGGGCCAAUGAGACGCCCCUUUCAAAAUUGCUCGAACCCACACCCGUGGAUCCACAGCGGAUGGUUCAGGUGGACAAAUUUCCAUUGUUCAUUCCAGGGAAAUGUGAUCGGGACCUUACGGCAUUAGUGCCAUUCUUGUCAACGACCCUGCAAGAUCGUGUUCCCUUUGAAAAAACGAGUGAUGAGAUCGGAGAAAAAAUGCCCUCGCGCCAAUCAUUAUCUGUUGCAAGGCGAAGACCGAGGAUGGAGCAGCAGUUUCAUCCACCCUCAGAACCGCUAGCAAGCCCUUCCCAAGAUUCCACAACAGAUCAAUCGACAGGUCAAAUUGCCGGUAGAUGCACACAGGUCGAACAAUGGAAUACGCGAUUUCAGCAGCUCGUCGAGUUUCAGAAAGAAUUUCAUCAUUGUUGCGUUCCGCUGAACUAUUCCAAGAAUUCAAGUCUUGCGCACUGGGUGAAGCGACAGCGUUACCAAUAUCGUGUGAAGUUAAAAGAAGGGAAGCCUUCAACACUGACUGAUGAGAGGCAGAAAGCCCUGGAAAAUCUGGGCUUCGUUUGGGAUUCACAUGCUGCUGCGUGGGAGGAGAGAUGGAUUCAAUUGAAUGAGUUUCGGCAACAUUAUGGACACAGCCGAGUGCCAAAGAACUAUCCUCCAAAUCCACAACUGGCUGUGUGGGUAAAAUGCCAGCGAAGGCAGUUCAAACUCUAUAGACAAGGAUUGAACUCGAAUAUGACUCUUGAAAGAGUUGAAAAGCUUCGGAUUCUUAACUUUGUAUUUGAUCCAAGGUCCGGAGCGAAGAAAUAG
Cylindrotheca closterium is the source of this 897-nucleotide messenger RNA. NCBI's taxonomy places the organism in Eukaryota, Bacillariophyta, Bacillariophyceae, Bacillariales, Bacillariaceae. The record is from the annotation of a GenBank genome assembly.